Messenger RNA from Sinocyclocheilus rhinocerous, 872 nucleotides. RefSeq lists its product as uncharacterized. NCBI's taxonomy places the organism in Eukaryota, Metazoa, Chordata, Actinopteri, Cypriniformes, Cyprinidae. Gene Ontology annotation, biological process: protein import into nucleus. Bases 174 to 872 code for a protein of 232 amino acids. Gene Ontology annotation, cellular component: nucleus; cytoplasm. The transcript has 6 exons. The record is from RefSeq and is a predicted model, not a curated record.
UUUAUUUUGAAAGCAGCAGUGCGUUGUUGUGUUUCCGGUGCCGAUCGCUUGAUAGCUUUAGCUGCUAAUUGAGGACAGUUUUGGGGAUUUUUGUGUUGUUGAAAGGAAGAUUUCAGAGCUCAGAUAGAAACUCAACACUCGUCUGCUGUACAAACCUUCAAAUCGUCUCUGAUAUGGACGAAUCGCGAGUGUUUGCGUCGAUGUUGGGCUUUCUGCUGAUGUGUGUCGCCUUCCGUGUUUCUGAGGCAAAAACAACUCCAAAAACAACAACAAUUCCACCUACAGCUCAUCCACUUGUUCACAAACCAUGCAACACAAUGACUUCCUGUGAGACGUGCCUCGCCAAUGUCUCGUGUUUGUGGUGCCAGACGAACAGCAGCUGCUCAGAUUAUCCGGUGUCGUAUGUGAUUCCUCCGGCCUCGGUGUGUAAACUCUCUCAGGCGCGCUGGGGUGUUUGCUGGGUGAACUUCGAGGCUCUGAUCAUCGCGAUGGCUGUGGUGUGUGGGACUCUGCUGCUGGCCGUCUCCGUCUGCUGCUGCUGCUGCUGCUGCUGCUGUAAACGCAGACGCUCGUCCAGUUUUGACCGUGAUGAUGAGCAGUUUGCCCGGAGACGAGAGGAGAUCAGACAGCGAGCAGAUGAACGGUAUGUAAAUCUCACCGCUGAUUGUGGAAGCAGCAACAGAUGGCUAACAGCUCCAGUGAUUGUUCACAGAUCAGCUGCUCAUAAAGCUCCGGCUGAUUUAUUUGGUAUGAAGCGGCCGCAGUUCGUCUGGAAGCUCGGCCCAUCUUCGUUGUGUGCUGUAGAGAGGAUGAAUGAUGCACGGCGAGUGAUUGGUGUCAUUCAGCGCCGCUCGUAUGUUACACACCCAUAA